Messenger RNA from Clarias gariepinus (North African catfish), 3488 nucleotides. RefSeq names its product VPS18 core subunit of CORVET and HOPS complexes (gene vps18). The transcript is spliced from 5 exons. Gene Ontology annotation, cellular component: endosome; HOPS complex. Bases 294 to 3230 code for a protein of 978 amino acids. Gene Ontology annotation, biological process: intracellular protein transport; organelle fusion; lysosome organization. Gene Ontology annotation, molecular function: protein-macromolecule adaptor activity. The record is from RefSeq and is a predicted model, not a curated record. NCBI's taxonomy places the organism in Eukaryota, Metazoa, Chordata, Actinopteri, Siluriformes, Clariidae.
GUCACGUGACCAGAGGCCACCUCUGUACUGAUACACACAGGGACAGUCUCGUUGAGAUUUUGCGCUUAUAUCAGCUUUAAUUCGCGUUUUAUUUCCGUCCUCAUUAUCUUAUGGCUUUAUAUUCUUAUUCGAGUGUUGCUCCGAGGGUCUGACCGGCCUGAAGCCGUGGAGCUGCUGUUAUUUAGCCGGGUGUUAGCUAAGGCUAGCUGGCUGUACUGUGGGCCUGAAGGCCUGGAAGUCAUGCAGAUGGAUUUAAACUGAUUUCUGUGAUUAGUUCAGUAUUAAAGAUAACCAUGGCGACUAUUCUGGAUGACUAUGAGGACUCUCAGAUGCUCAGACACCCGACUCAGGCCAGGCGCCUUCCUGCGGCCGGUAUGAUCGGGAUAACUCACUCAGGUUUCGUGAACCUGAGGCUGGAGGAAGAAAAGCCGAUCUUCAACAAGCAGAGGAUCGAUUUCUCGCCGCCUGAAAGGAUCAAUCAGUUGGCUGUGUGCAACAAUCAGCUGUGCAUGAGUCUUGGGAAGGACACUCUGCUCAGGAUCGAUCUGGGGAAACCGGAUCAGCUAAACCAGAUCGAGCUGGGAAGAAAAGACGAUGGUAAAGUGCACAAACUCUUCCUGGACCCGACAGGAUCUCACUUGGUGAUCAGUCUGACCACGAGCGAGUGCGUCUACUUGAACAGAAACACACAGAAGGUCCGCAGCCUCUCUCGGUGGAGGGGACACUUAAUAGAGAGCGUGGGCUGGAACAAGAUUCUGGGCAACGAAACAAACACCGGCCCAAUUCUUGUCGGAACCAGCCAAGGCAUCAUUUUCGAGGCGGAAAUCUCAGCUUCUGAGGGUUCCCUUUUCAACACAAACCCGGACCAGUACUUCAGACAGGUCCAUUCCUUGGAAGAGGACGGAAACCCGGCACCGGUCUGCUGCCUUGAGGUGGAGCGCGGGAUUGAGUCGAAGUACUUAAUUAUUGCCACCACUCGCAAACGCCUCUUCCAGUUCGUCGGCAAGUUAGCCGAGGGUUCUGAGCAGCAAGGCUUUAGCUCGAUCUUUUCUCAAAAUCAGGAUCUCUGCCCAAGCUUUCAGGAGUUUCCUGUCAACAUGGGCUACAGCGAGAUCGGUUUCUACACCUGCAAACUCCGUUCAAGCCCUAACUCCUUCGCCUGGAUGAUGGGAAACGGGGUUUAUUACGGCAACUUGGACUACUCGCGGCUCGACUCGCUCCUCACCGACGUCCGGGUUUGGGAAUACACGCCAGACAUCGACUUCAGCUACAGCAAGCCCAUCUCCAUCGUUCUCACCCAGUUCCAUUUCCUGCUCCUGCUUCCCGAUCGAGUCAAGGCCAUCUGCACCCUGAACGGGCAGGUUGUCUACGAGGACGUCUUCCCGGAUAAGUUCGGCCCCCUCAAAAAGAUGAUUAAGGAUCCCGUCGGCGGACUGGUCUGGAUCUACACAGAGAAAGCCGUCUUCCGGUAUCAUAUCCAGAGGGAGUCCAGGGAUGUCUGGCAGAUGUACAUGAGCAUGAAGAAGUUCGACCUGGCCAAAGAGUACUGCAAGGAUCGACCCGAGUGCAAGGACGUGGUGCUUGCCAAGGAAGCGGAGCACUGGUUCCAGAGCAAACGCUAUCUAGAGAGCGCCAAGUGCUACGCCCUGACUCAGAACUACUUUGAAGAGGUUGCGCUGAAGUUCAUCGAAGCCAAGCAGGAGGAGGCUCUGAAGGAAUUCCUGUUGCGCAAACUGGACAGUCUCAAAUCCGGCGAGAAAACUCAGAUCACGCUGCUCGUCACCUGGUUGACCGAGUUGUACCUGAACCGUCUCGGGGGACUGGACGGGAACGACAGCAAGAAAGCGCUGUUUCAAGAAACUCGGGAGGAGUUUCAUCGUUUUAUGUCAAGCAUCAAGCACAAGGACUGCUUCUACAACAACCGGAGCACCAUCUACGAUCUCCUGGCAAGCCACGGCAACGUUGAUGACAUGGUCUAUUUUUCCGUCAUCAUGCAGGACUACGAAAGGGUCAUCUCUCACCACUGCCAGCAUGAUGACUACGCCGCCGCGCUCGACGUCCUCUCCAAGCACUGCGACGAGAAGCUCUUCUACAAGUUCUCCCCGGUUCUCAUGCAGCACAUCCCCAAGAAAGUGGUGGAUGCCUGGAUCCAAAUGGGCAACCGGCUCGACCCUAAGCAGCUGAUCCCAGCGCUGGUGAACUACAGCCAGAUCGGCAGCACCCAGCAAAUCAACGAGACCAUCCGUUACAUGGAGUUCUGCGUGAACGAGCUUGGCGUGAAGGAAGAGGCCAUCCACAAUUAUCUGCUGUCGCUCUACGCCAAGUAUAAACCAGAUUCCUUGCUGUGGUACCUCGAGCAGGCGGGAACGCACGCCUCGGAGAUACACUACGACCUGAAAUACGCCUUGCGCCUCUGUGCUGAACACGGCUAUCGCCAGGCGUGCGUGUUGGUCUACAGAAUCAUGGAGCUGUACGAAGAAGCUGUGGAUUUAGCCCUGCAGGUGGACGUCGAUUUGGCCAAGUCGUGCGCCGACCUCCCCGAGGACGAUGAGGAGCUAAGGAAGAAGCUGUGGCUGAAGAUCGCCCGUCACGUGGUUCAGGAGGAGAAGGACGUGAAGAAGGCGAUGAACUGCCUCUCCAGCUGCAACCUGCUGAAGAUCGAGGACAUCCUGCCUUUCUUCCCAGACUUUGUUACUAUCGACCACUUCAAGGAGGCCAUCUGCCUCUCACUGGAGGAGUACAACCAGCACAUCGAGGAGCUCAAGCAGGAGAUGGAGGAGGCCACGGAGAGCGCCAAGCGCAUCAGAGAGGACAUCCAGGAGAUGAGGAACAAGUACGGCGUGGUGGAGUCGCAGGAGAAGUGCGCCACCUGCGACUUCCCCUUACUCAACCGGCCCUUCUAUCUCUUCCUGUGCGGACACAUGUUCCACUGCGACUGCCUCUUCCAGGAGGUCACGCCGCACCUAUCAGGGUACAAGCAGAGCAAGCUGGAGGAGCUGCAGAAGAAGCUCGCCGCCGCCACGCAGACCACCAAGUCUCGCCACAGACCCAAGGAGGAGGACACAGAGAGUCUGGGGAAAGGCCAGGGCGGCAGAGAGCAGAUCAAAUCCGACAUCGAUGACAUGGUGGCGUCCGAGUGCGCCUACUGCGGCGAGCUGAUGAUCAGAUCCAUCGAUAAGCCUUUCAUCGAUCCAAACAGGUUCGAGGAGGAAAAGUCCAGCUGGCUCUGAAACUGAGUUUUCUCCUAAUUCUUCUGUACAGUGCGCCUGGGCUGUCUCCCCUCCAUGUAUGCGAGUGUGUCGACAUUUCAAUGCUUUCUGAAUGUCUGUGUUACUAAAUACUGAGACGAGAAGCAGCAAGAUUUAAUGAUUUAAAGGUUUUCAGCUGAAUCACAAAUGCCACUGCCCGUGCCACAGUAUGUGUAAAGCUCUAACUGCAUUAUCAUGUAUUAGAUGACUCGUUAUACUAAUAAACCAUACAGCAUCGUG